Molecule: messenger RNA, 1247 nt
Organism: Heterobasidion irregulare TC 32-1
Lineage: Eukaryota; Fungi; Basidiomycota; Agaricomycetes; Russulales; Bondarzewiaceae
Exons: 5
Coding region: 290-973 (227 amino acids)
Biological process (GO): cell wall biogenesis; (1->6)-beta-D-glucan biosynthetic process
Source: RefSeq, a predicted model, not a curated record
CAAUUUCCUCCCGACCUUCGUUGUUUGCUUGAGUCGCAACGAAACCGGAGUUUUCUCUCUGUCUUCUGUGAUGAGACUGUGAUGAGGUCUGGAGUUCCAGGCACGAAUGCGCCAAGGUCUAAAUUUGGUCUCAGAUAGACCCUGACGGACCCGAAUCUGUUUUACUUAUAAACCGCCCACGAGAUUCUCCGUCUCCCCAUCUUGAGCUCCUCUCAAACAUCGUGUCCGUCGUUCCACACGUUCUCUACACCUACCUUCUUUUCAACCCACAACAAAACCCGUCUCAACAAUGUUCUCCUCGACGGUCGCCCUUGUUCUUGCCUUUGCUGCUCCUUCGGCUUUCGCCACUGUUUUUACCACCUCGCCGGUCGCUUCCACUUCUUGGGCGGCAGGACAGCCCGUUACUGUUAGCUGGCAAGAUGAUGGCUCCGCUCCCACCCUAGCAUCCUUUGGCGCCGCAUCUGUCGGCAUCUAUGCUGGAAGUGUGCAGCAACAGACUCUCCUCCAGCUCAUUGUCGCUAGCGUGGAUGUUUCGACCACCAGCUCCGUCCAGUUCACUCCGGAUGCUACUAUUGGUCCGAACGGUAGCGAAUACUUCCUUCGUUUUACAUCUCUUAACCUGAAGGACACGACGAACUCUCAGUAUCCCGCCGAGGCCUUCACAGCUAAAUUCACCAUGACUGGCAUGACUGGUACCUUCAACGCGACUGUACAAGCCCAGAUCGCCAAUGCUGCCUCGGCAUCUGCUGUCCCGUCUGCGGCAAGUUCUGCUGCCGCAUCUGCGACGAGCGCUGCUGCCAGCUCGUCGCACGCAUCCUCAUCAGCUGCCUCUAAGACAGGGUCGUCCGCGGCUUCUGCAAGCUCCUCUGCCAAGGCACAGAACGCCAGCUCCAGCGGUGCAGGUCACGUCGUAGUUUCAAGCGUGCUCGGAGCUGUCGGUGUUGCUGUCGCAGCAUCGACUCUCUUCUUCUAAUCGGGUCUAUAUCCUCUUUUUACUUGAAUAAUGGUUUUCUUCUCUAAUUAUGGAUUGAGCGGUGUUACAUGUACGUACGCUCUGACUUUCGGGCUAAAGAGUUUUCUCUCUACCCGUCCAGUCUCAUCCAACUAUCCCAUGUUCCAGCCGUCGCGCUUGCUUGAGGCAUGCCUCUAAGGUUGAUUUACACUCACGGCUCUCCAGUGAUCUAAGUAUACGUGUCGUCGUUAUAUUUGAGGAUGAGAAUCUAGAGACAACUCCCCUUCGUUCGCCU